This is a messenger RNA of Desarmillaria tabescens, 1747 nucleotides long. RefSeq names its product ferredoxin reductase-like C-terminal NADP-linked domain-containing protein. Lineage: Eukaryota; Fungi; Basidiomycota; Agaricomycetes; Agaricales; Physalacriaceae. The transcript is spliced from 3 exons. Gene Ontology annotation, molecular function: oxidoreductase activity; FAD binding. The record is from RefSeq and is a predicted model, not a curated record. The coding region runs from base 364 to 1395 and encodes 343 amino acids.
CCCCAUUCUAUAAAAUCUACACCAUCGUCUAAAGGCUCUCCUUUGACACCAUUACAAUUUAUGCGGCGUGCAGAUCCAGAGACGUCUUACCUACGUCCUAUGACGCCUUCCAAGCCUCCUGCGGCUCGUUCACGGACCAAGGCAUACACACCUGCUCGGAAUACUAUCUGGCGGCCAUGAUUAGGGUAUAUCAUUAUCUAGGACGGUUUUCAUCGUGUAUUUUUUUCUGCUAAGUUAUUCGCCAUGGGACGAGACAAUACUCGUUCAAGGUUCUGCAUCAUAUACGUAAAAUUUGACAUUAUCGCAUAGUAUUUGUUUUCGUCUUCGCUUUCUACGUAUUAGUACAACUGCUACAUCAUAAUAAUGUAUCCUCCAAAAGGCAUCUACAUAAGAAGUUUUUUCAGGCAAAUACGAUCGGGUUUCUCCGCGAGUACUUGUGGCUGUGCAUCUAUGCCCCCAAUUCACCGUCUUCGCGCUGCAGCCUUCAUUGGCAUAGCUGGCGUCGGUGCCCUGUACUUUUUCUAUUCGUCACCUUCCAAGUCAGCUUCCACACUUACUGACGAGCCACUAUCGCCAUCGCACUUCACACCGGCGUCCGUGACAUCCACAGAAUCCUGUGGACCCAAUUUCCGACUCAUCACCCUUACCGUUCCACCCAAGCUUGUUCCGCCAAAGUCAUCCUUCUCAAGGAUAUGGUCUGUCUUCAUCAAAGACGAUGAUAUCCAGGUAGAGCGCCCGUAUACGCCUUUGGAAGGCAUAGACGAGCAUGGGAACAUGAAAUUUUGGAUCAAGAAGUAUCCUAAUGGUGAAGUGGGUCGAUGGCUUCAUUCCAAGCAAAUAGGCGACAAGGUCGAACUCCGUGGACCUCUGCAAACGUGGUUGUGGAAAGACGAUGCUUGGGACGAGGUGAUCAUGAUAUCAGGAGGCACGGGUAUCACGCCUUUCUACCAGCUCCUGCAUUCAACAUUUCAAAAUGCACCAUCAAAAACGCGCUUUACGUUGCUACAUUCGUCGCGUUCUCCGUCGGAGCUUCCUCCGCCAGAAAUUCUCGUGCCGCUGAUUGACCAUAGCCGCACGAAUCCAGAACGUUUCCAGAUGAAGAUAUUCGUGGAUGAGAUGGAGAAGGAAAGUCCUCUUGGCUUGAUGCCACAAUUGGGGCGCAUAGAUAGACAGGCUAUUGAGGGCUGUCUGGGAUACAAAACGUCGUGGUGGCAUAAUCUCUUCCGGAAGCAACGACAGGCUCAGCCUUCAUCGAGAGUCUUGUUCCUAGUUUGCGGCCCGGAACCGAUGAUUGGUGCUAUUGCUGGCCCAUACGGACGCAACUAUUCUCAAGGACCCGUGCUUGGUGUUCUCGGAGGACUUGGCUUUACUUCAAGUCAGGUGCGGAAGCUAUGAAACCAUAGACGACGACCGCCUUGCAAUGGCGUGGUGAUAAUACAUCAUUCGACUUGGAAACGGACACCAAUAAACUUCGUUCUUACCUGGAAGGUAUCAUGCGUGGGCUUCAUAACUAGUCCGGUAUAAUCUCAGUCUAUUAAGAGGGUUCACAUUUCAUCAUGGGCAUUGAAGAGUCCGCUAGACGCCCCGUCCUGUUCAAUGCAUGAAUAUACAAGUACGGCUGGUAUAACUAGAUUAUAGAUACUUAUAUUCCCCCAGAAAAAAAAAAGUUCAAAUGAAAGUGCAAAACGACAGAAAGCUAUGCGAUAUGCUGGCAAAAGAAAAUUGAACGUACACAAAACCAUCACUU